Molecule: messenger RNA, 6815 nt
Organism: Conger conger (European conger)
Lineage: Eukaryota; Metazoa; Chordata; Actinopteri; Anguilliformes; Congridae
Product: transcriptional regulator ATRX-like
Exons: 35
Coding region: 148-6318 (2056 amino acids)
Cellular component (GO): nucleus
Molecular function (GO): ATP binding; ATP hydrolysis activity; ATP-dependent chromatin remodeler activity
Source: RefSeq, a predicted model, not a curated record
CCGAAUAGUCUGCUUUGAAGUUGUCUAGCUAGAUAACGUUAAUGGUAUUCAACAUUUUCCUUACAGAAUAUAUAGAGAGAAAUCUCCAGGAACGCUACCUCACAAGAAAGGCACCGUGUCCUUCGGGGUGCCUUAAAUCGACAAAAAAUGACCACAGAGAUUUGCAGUGCUAGCAAACUGACUGUGUUGGUGACAAAGCUUCAUGAGUUCUUGGCUCAUUCAGAAGAGGACAAUCCAACCCAUGUUCCUGAAAUAUCACAGGCUACAGUUGUCCCAGAUCCUGUUGAUUUGCAAACUGAAGAUCAUAUCCUUCAAGAGCCAACUGGUUUGAAUGACACUGUGAAACCAGCUUCCUCUCGCUCAAAGAGGAAGCCUUCCAUUGUCACCAAGCACACUGGAUUAGAUGAAUCGGAUGCUUCAGAUGAGAGCAUUAAUGAAGAUGCAGUUUCCAGCAACACCUCAGAUGGUGAACUUGACAUGAAGAGUCUUCCAAAAGGCACUGUGGUCGUAAAGCCAGAGCCUGUGGGAAAUGAAGUCAAAGAUGACUUUCGAGGUCCAGAGUUUCGCUGCAGGGGAGCCACCAAACUCAAAACGGAUUUAUCACGGAAACGAGGAGGUCAGCAUUUACAGAUCGUCAGCUGCACUGCCUGUGGACAACAAGUCAACCAUUUCCAGAAGGAUUCUUUCUACCAGCAUCCUGCCCUCAAAGUCUUGAUUUGUAAGUCAUGUUUCAAAUAUUAUAUGAGUGAUGACAUCAGCAAGGAUGCAGAUGGCAUGGAUGAGCAAUGCAGAUGGUGUGCUGAGGGGGGAAACUUAAUCUGCUGUGACUUCUGCAGCAAUGCCUUCUGCAAGAAGUGCAUCCUGCGGAACUUGGGGCGGAAAGAGUUGUCCGGUAUCAUGGACGAGGAGAGCAAGUGGUACUGCUAUGUGUGCAGCCCCGAGCCACUGCUUGACCUGGUAAUGACCUGUGACACGGUGCUGCAGAACUUUGAGCGCCUCUGGCAUCAGCAGAGGAAGAGGGCUAAAGGAGAGCAUGACAAGGGAGGCCACGAGCACAGUGAUCACAAACUCUUGAAAAAGGACAAAACCACUUUCAAUGGGAAGGAUCACAUCUCUGAUGGUCUCGAAUGCAGAACAGUAGUUUUUACUUAUAAAUCUUUGAGUAUACCAAAAGAACUGAUGAAAAAGACUAAAAAGCUUGUGGAAACCACGACAGCCCUGAAUAACACUUUUAUUAAGUUCAUACAGCAGGACUCGGAGAACGUAGGAGACCGUACUGUAAAGCUUCGACACUUGAGAGCCUUCAGGUCCGUGUUGGUGGAUCUUAAAAUGGCUCACGCUGCUCUGGAGAAGGCUUUGGAGCAGGAACUCAAAGAUGUGCUGCAGAACAGCGAGGAGAACGACUGUGACGACAGUGCUGGCAGGCUUUCACAGCAGGAACAAGAUGAAGACGUGUUCACUGAUGCACCAACCGGGCAUGAAAACAGGCAUUUCAUGGAAAAUGCUGAUGAUGAUAACAGAGACUCUUCAGUCGAGUUUACUUCCACAAAUGAUGUGGAGAUGAAGGAAGUCCACCAGCUCUCUGAUGGAAUCAAAGCCAAAAUCAAGAUGGCGAAAGACACCCAUUGUACCAUUGAGGUAAAACGCUUAUCCGAAAUGGCAAUGGUGCCACACCCUGACGCUGAUGAACUGUUUGGAAUGUCACAUUCCUCAGGUGGCACACACAGAACAGUGCACAGCCCAUCAAAGUCCCGGAAGUCUACUGACAGCAAGUCACCGCAUUCCAGAAAGAGUCCCAUCAUGAUGACCAAGGAACUGGUGGUAAAGCUGACUCCCAUGUCAUUUGAUGAGUCUCUGCCCCUCCAGUGUAAAGGAGACGAGGGAGAAAAUAAUGGUGGAACAGAGGAAGAGACGGACCCCUCUGUGAGGGAGUCUGAGGAACCUGUUAUUUUAGAUGAUGAUCAAGAGAACAGACGUUCACCCAGGGUGAAAACCACACCCCUGCGAAGGCAGGCUGAGUGCAAGUCUGUUUUUCCUCCAAACAGUGAGUGCGACUCCACUCAGGCCGAAACCUCCAACGCUUUAGAUGGUGAGGAACCUGAGGAGGAUAAAGAGGACAGCAGCAGGAUGGCGGACUCGGACUCUGAUGAAGUUCCGGCCAUCCUCCUUCAGGCAGCUGCCAUGACGCCGAGCUCAGGUGAGUCAGAGAGUGGAGGUGAAGCCUCUCCCCAAAGUGUCAAGAAGCAGUGCCUUUUUGGGCUGAAGAAGGAUGCCUCUCAGUCCCCAGACAAGGUGGUAAUUGCACAAAGGAUAAAGGGAAUGCCAUCUAAACAUGGUUGUAAGAAGGUACUGACCAGGAAAGGCAUCCAGAAAAGGAGGCAAAGUGGUUCCGACUCCACCAGUGGAGAUUCAGACCUGGAGAAGGAGAUUACAAACCUGAGCAAGCUUGGAGCUGCUAAGAGAAGACCUCACAAGCCAAAGAAACUAAAGAGUGAGGUGGUAGAGUUGGAUGAGGACGAUGGGGAGGAACAAAUGAGAACAAAUAAGAUUACACGUGGAAAUACAACCUCGACUGCUAAGCCAAUGAGAAGGCUACGAAAACAUGACAGGACUGAAGUACAGUCAUCCUCCAGUGAGGGCGAAGGCCAAGAUGUUGACUCAGAAGAUGACAGUGAUGAUCAGAAGAUAAAACCCAUCACUGAGAAGAUGACUGUGCUGGGGGCUGGUUCUUUCCAGCAGUCAUCAGAAGAGGAGGGUGAGAUGAUGGCUUCUGGUCCCAUGGCAGCAGACGACGAGGAUGAUGACCCAGAGAAUAGAAUUGCUAGGAAAAUGCUCUUGGCCCAAAUAAAAGCCAACUGCUCUUCAGCAGAGGACAUCUCUACAGACGAGGACGAGGAAUCUGAGGAGGAAGUUGAAAAUGAAAUUAAAUCGGCCACUGAGGACAAAGAUGAGGGAGAGGACGAGGAUGAGCAGUAUGAUUCAGAAUGGGACUCUGACGGUGAAGUGAAGACCCAGCGCAAGCACCGUCUGCUCCGGUACAAGCUGUGCCCCAGCGACCAGCAGCCAGAAGGGCAGGAAACUGCCCCUCACAAUCCGCAUGGAGUCAAGAGUGUGACGAAGAGAACAGCAAGCAGUGAUAAUUCUGCCAGCUCAGACUUUGAAGAGUCGGCCAUGAGCGAGGAGCUCAGUGAAUCUGAGGAGGAGGACAAUGGACACCAGGAAUCUAAAUCUUCAAUGGAAUUUGAAGAAACCGAGGGAAGAUCCUCCCCGAAGAAACGGAAACGCAAUCUGCAGGAUUCCUCAGGCAGCGGAAAGAGUGAUGAAGAUGGAGGCGAAGACACAGACUCCAAAUCUCCACUCAAGGGUCGCAAAAAGAUCCGCAGGAUCAUCGACUAUGACAACCUGAGGUCAGAGACCCAAAAUGCUGUGAAAGAGGAGGAGGGCCGAAGAAAACGCAUUACAGAGAGAGAGCAGCACAGGGAACAUCUACGAGAGGUCAUUGUUAUUGAUGACACAUCUCCAGAGCCACAAUCCUUAACCACCAAGCUGGUGUUGGAGAUGGAUGAGGCGACGCAGGAGCCUUUAGUCCAGGUGCACAGGAACCUACUGACUAAGCUGAAGCCCCACCAGGUGGAUGGAGUGCAGUUUAUUUGGGACUGUUGCUGUGAGUCUGUGAAGAAAAUAGAGACGUCUCCUGGAUCUGGGUGCAUCCUGGCACAUUGUAUGGGCUUGGGAAAGACCCUACAGGUGGUGACAUUCCUCCACACCAUGCUGAUGUGUAAGAAACUGAAAUUCAAGACUGCUUUGGUGGUGUGCCCGCUCAACACUGUCUUCAACUGGCUCAAUGAGUUUGCAAAAUGGCAGAAAGGCAUGAAGCAUGAUGAGAUUGUAGAGGUGUCUGAGUUGACCACGGUGCGGGGUGCGGCAGAGCGCUGCAGUUCUCUAAAUCGCUGGUACCUGCGCGGGGGCGUCAUGGUCAUUGGAUAUGAGAUGUACCGCAACUGCAUGCUCGGCAAGAACAUCAAGGUCCCUCAACAUAAGCAGUGCUUCCAGAAGACUCUAGUGAAGCCAGGUCCUGAUUUUGUCAUCUGUGAUGAGGGGCACAUCCUGAAGAAUGCUGCCUCUGCCAUAUCAAUAGCAUUGAGCUCCAUCCGAACAAAGAGAAGGGUAGUGUUGACUGGAACCCCAUUGCAGAACAAUCUCAAUGAGUACCACUGCAUGGUAAGCUUCAUUAAGGAAAACCUGCUCGGUUCCGCAAAGGAGUUCCGGAACCGCUUCAUCAACCCCAUCCAGAACGGUCGCUGUGCUGACUCCACACCCAGCGAUGUCCGUCUCAUGAAAAAGCGUGCCCACAUCCUGUAUGAGAUGCUGGCUGGGUGUGUUCAGAGAAAAGAUUAUUCAGUUCUGAAUAAAUUCCUUCUACCUAAAUAUGAGUAUGUGCUGGCAGUAAGAGUGACACCUGCCCAGGAGAAACUGUACAGAUACUACCUGGGGCAUUUCACAGAACUGCAGGACAGCGUUGGUGAGGGUGGAACCUGUGGUGGAGGGAGAGGCCGAUCUGGGAGCAAACUCUUCCACGAUUUCCAGGUGCUUAGUCGGAUCUGGACCCAUCCUUGGUGUCUUCAGUUGGACAGCAUCAAAAAGGGAAACGGGGGCUACUUUAAUGAGGACGAUAUGGAAAAAAACACAUCAGGCACGGAGAACUCUGCAAUCACUACAAUCACCCUGAGCUCUGGGGAUGAGAAAGAGCACACCAGGAGAGAGAAGACAAGGGCUCAAGUUGUGAUGGGAUCCACAGGCAAAAUGGAUAGUGAUGGCAGGGAAGUGAUAAAAGGUUGGAGCGACAGCUGCAGAAACGGGCAGAAAGAGGGAUCCAGUCCAAGUCCUGUAGAUGAUGUGAAAAUGACCUCCAGUUUAUGCCCUGGUGGUAUUCCUCCUGACUGGUUCAAGAACUUUGUGACCAAAAGAGAUGCGACAGUAUUGGAACACUCUGGAAAGUUGGUGCUUCUGUUUGAGAUCCUCCACAUGGCAGAGGAAAUUGGAGACAAAGUGCUGGUGUUUAGUCAGUCUCUAAUCACAUUAGACUUGAUUGAAGACUUCCUGAAGCUGGCUAACUGUGCUAAAAAGGAAGGGAAGCCCUCUCCAUACAAAGGAGAGGGGAAGUGGAUCAGAAAUGUAGACUACUACCGUCUGGAUGGUUCUACCAAUGCUUUGACCCGGAAGAAGUGGGCUGAAGCGUUCAAUAAUACAGAGUCGUUACGGGGUCGCUUAUUUCUCAUCUCCACAAGAGCUGGAUCUCUUGGGAUCAACCUGGUUGCAGCCAACAGAGUCGUUCUUUUUGAUGCCUCAUGGAACCCAUCUUAUGACAUUCAGAGCAUUUUUAGAGUGUAUCGCUUUGGCCAGACGAAGCCUGUGUUCGUCUACAGAUUUCUCGCUCAGGGGACCAUGGAGGAGAAGAUCUAUGACCGGCAGGUGACCAAACAAUCGCUGGCUUUCCGAGUGAUGGACCAGCAGCAGAUCGAACGGCACUUCACCGAGAACGAGCUGACCGAGCUGUACACUUUCGAGCCCGACCAGCUGGACGACCCCACCUCAGGGAAGAAGAACAAGAGAGCCACCCCCAUGCUUCCCAAGGAUCCCUUUCUGGCAGAGCUUCUUCACAGUUUUAAAGAACAGAUAGUGCGCUACCACGAGCAUGACUCCCUCCUAGAUCACAAGGAGGAAGAAGCACUGAGCGAGGCGGAUCGUAAGGCUGCCUGGGCAGAAUAUGAGGCUGAGAAGAAGGGUCUGUCACUUCCACUGAACCAACCCUCCAAUUCUACUUUAACCUCAGGGGUCAAUCAUCAACAAUCGAACGGUCUGCCUGGCAUCACCCAUUUGCAGCUACAGAAACUCAUCAAUGAAGGACAGGUGAACGUGAAGGCGUCUGCCAAUGCACUGAAUUCCAUACCAAGGCUGACCUUCAACGAACACAUUGAACAAGUGAGGAAGGAUCACCCCACUAUGAGCGAGGAGCAGGUGGUUGCUUUCGCUCAGAGAAAAGAAAUCAGCACUGAACUGGAGCUGAAGCGUCGGGAAACCCACUACCAGGAGACCGUCAGAAAGCAUCAGGCGCUGGUCUCGUAUGUCCAGAGAAUCAUAAACAACUUGAAGGUACAUGACCAUCAGCUGACCAUGAAAGACAUCGGUCAGCGGCUUCCAAAGGAGGGUGGGGUGGUCACCUACGGUCCGAGCAGAGUGGAUGGCAACCGAGAUAGCCCAGCGCCCCAAACUCAACUGAGGGAGCCCUCUCCUUCCAUAUCUUCUGUGACACAAUGAAAUAACCGUUAUUUUGAAACUUUUUUGGGAGGCUCAAAAUUCAUAACAGACUCCUUCAGCAAGCGUAAAGCCUUAGAAGUGAAAGUUAUUUGUAUUAUCGACCCAGCUUCGCUGCACAUUUUCUGUGAUCCAAAGGAUGACAGCACAAGGGUUAAGCCACAUUAAGUUCCUAAAUCCUUCUGGAAAAUUAUUUUAAAUCUGUUGAUCUUUAAAUACCUAAAAUUAUCUUCAAAUAUUCUGUGUCCAUAUGUACAGUCAGAAUUUAUUUUCACAAUGAAUUUAUAUUUUCAAAUUCUCAAUAGAUUCACUGGACAUUUUUUGAGUUAUUAUAAAGUGUCACAUUGUUUUAUUCCAGUUGUUGCUUUCCACAUCACACUUUUUGUGGGCUAUUAGGAAUAUAGUUCUUUAAAGAACUCAAUGAGAAUGUAUGAAAUGAGUCUCCUGUUUGCAUUUACUAUUGUUGUUUUUAUUUUAUUUAAUAAAGGAACUAAAAGGUU